AUGAUAUUCUUAUGGCUAAUGCUGCCUAAACGAUACCUUGAUGGCCACUUGAGAACUUUGGAUCAAUCGCCAUUCCGAGAAGAUUCAGUUGUCGGAAUGGCGAUUGAUCCAAACAUCACGUAUGAGAAAGUCAAGGCCCUCAGCACUCUUCAGAUUUUGACCAUCAGAGACUGGAUUAAGCGCCAUAAAGACCGUGCAAGGAUUGUACCUACUAAGGGCGUGCGUGCAACGAACAAAACCAUCAUUGAAGACAAAUCAGACAUGCCACGCAGACGAAUCUACGAGCUACCAAGAUUCCCGAUGGCAGUGGACGACUCGUCGGGGCUAGAGUUGCCCGACGACAAGCUUCCAUUGCUCGUUGUUGGGGAUGGCUCGGAUACGCCAGGCACAGCCCUCCUCGGGACAAACGGCGGUUGCCCCGUCUUUGUCCCUCCUCUGGAGCCGCCAGGAGAACUUCUCCUUGACGGCCCAGUCGCCCAGGGCACGGGACCAAGCGUCCAAGUCGAGGAACUUGCUACCGUCAACAGGGGCAGCGAGUUCGGCUAG
Pseudogymnoascus destructans is the source of this 546-nucleotide messenger RNA. RefSeq lists its product as uncharacterized. The record is from RefSeq and is a predicted model, not a curated record. The coding region runs from base 1 to 546 and encodes 181 amino acids. The transcript is spliced from 3 exons. NCBI's taxonomy places the organism in Eukaryota, Fungi, Ascomycota, Leotiomycetes, Thelebolales, Thelebolaceae.